AUGGCAAGUCCAGUCCUUCUCGGUGCCGCGCUGAUGGUCGCUUUCGCGAUAUGGACGAUUUUGCGAAGUGGUCGACGAGACCCUCGACUCCCGCCGGGACCACCGACAGUACCUGUGCUGGGAAACGCUCAUCAAAUACCUUUGACAGGAUUAGGCAAGAAAUUUCACGAAUGGGCAAAGGAAUAUGGUCCAAUAUACUCAUUGAAAGUCUUCAACUCGACCAUGAUCGUGUUGGCAGAUCGCAAAGCCAUCUACCAGUUGAUGGAUAAGAAAGGUAGCAUCUAUUCCGACAGGCCUUUUCUGGCAGUGCCCACUUUCAUGAGUCGCGGAUGCCACAUGACCUUUGAGCAAACUACGCCUGGCUGGAGAGAAAAGCGAUCCGUGGUCACCAGAAAUCUGAAUCCGAAGAACCUGGACGAAAAGCAUUUCCAGGUUCAAGAGGCCGAAGCGGCCGUUUUCAUGAACAACCUCGUCCACCAUCCCACCAAGUCCUUUGAUUAUGCGAGGCUGUACGCCUCGUCCGUGGCGGCAAUACUCGCCUGGGGAUUCAGAGCCAAGGACUUUCAAUCCUUCUUUUACAAGGAUUUUUAUGAUUUCGUGGAUCAGUGGCUUGGUGCGAUUGAACCAGGUGCGAACCCACCUGUCGAGCAAGCGCCUUGGCUGUGGUAUCUCCCGGGUGCCUGGAAGAAGCGAGCGUACCAUGUGAGGGACAUGAUGGACUCGACGUGGUCCAAGGCCCGAAAGAUGGUCGAAGAGAGACGCGAACGAGGCGAUGUUCGCAAUUCGAUGAUCGACGUCAAGCUUGCCGAGUAUGAAAAGGACGGCUGGCCGAUGUCGCAAUAUGCUUUCAACAAUCUCUUCGGAGAGCUGCUCGAGGCUGGGGCAGAUACUACUGCAAAUAUGCUUCUGACCAUCAUCCUUGCGGUGACCAAGUUCCCCGAAGUGCAAGUCAAGGCGAGGAAAGAACUUGACGAGGUUUGCGGGACCGAGCGAACGCCGUUGUUCUCUGAUUUCGACCGCCUUCCGUACAUCAAUUAUGAUUGGUACGAGGGCAUGUAUCUCCCCAAAGAUAGCACGGUCUGGUUAGCUGCCUGGGCGAUCCAUCAAAACAAUGAUGAGUAUGCCGACCACGAUCGCUUCAACCCGGACAGGUUCAGCAACCACCGGAAACUCGCCAAUGACUACGCCGUCGGACCAGACUGGCAAGGCCGAGAUAAGGCUAUACAUCACUACGGGUACGGAGCUGGCCGCAGAAUGUGCCCGGGAAUCCAUCUGGCAGAGAGGAGUAUGUGGCGUGUGACUGCCAAGCUGCUUUGGGCGUUUGAAUUUGAGGAGCUGCCAGAUAAGCCCCUCGAUGUCAACGCGUACACCUCGUCGAAUCUUGUGCGGCCGUUGGAAUAUGAAGUCAAGGUCACGCCUCGCAGCGAGCAGCAUAGGGACGUCAUUCGGCGGGAGCUGAACGGAGCCUUGGAGUUCUUGAGCCAGUAUGACUGAGAUUCAAUCUUGGUCAAGCUGCCGUCAGGAUAGGUUCUCGUUGGCUGUUGGGUAGCCUGGAUAGGUCAAACAUCGCAAGUAUGCCAAGUGUGGCUCAUUGGAGGACAUGAUGGAUUUUGAG
This is a messenger RNA of Cladophialophora immunda, 1615 nucleotides long. RefSeq lists its product as uncharacterized. Gene Ontology annotation, molecular function: iron ion binding; heme binding; monooxygenase activity. Bases 1 to 1494 code for a protein of 497 amino acids. The transcript is spliced from 8 exons. The record is from RefSeq and is a predicted model, not a curated record. Lineage: Eukaryota; Fungi; Ascomycota; Eurotiomycetes; Chaetothyriales; Herpotrichiellaceae.